AAUUUGUGUCACAUUUUAAGGCAGAAAGUCAUCAUUCACAAAAUCAUCCCAAUACGCAAAUAUUUGACGAGAUCUUUGUUGUUCUGAGUUUUAUGUUAAGAAAAUGGUUGAUCCAAUAUUUGAUUACCAAUUCAGGCUUAUCCUAAUCGGUGAUAGUACGGUGGGCAAGAGUUCGUUGCUGAAAUACUUUACAGAUGGGAAAUUCGCGGAGCUGUCGGAUCCGACUGUGGGCGUCGAUUUUUUCGCACGGAUAAUCGAAGUGCAAGACGGUACCAGGAUUAAGUUGCAAUUAUGGGACACAGCUGGUCAAGAAAGAUUUAGGUCUAUAACAAAAUCUUACUACAGAAACUCGGUGGGAGCUCUGCUCGUGUACGAUGUGUGCAAUCGAUCUAGUUUCGAACACAUACCUCUUUGGAUGAUGGAAGCAAAAAGGCAUAUAGAACCUCACCGGCCAGUAUUUGCCCUGGUUGGGUGUAAAGUGGACCUUGUUGGUAGUGACAACAAAAACGGCGCAAGGAGAGAGGUUUCAUGCGAAGAGGCUAGAAUGUUUGCUGAAGAAAAUGGCUUACAUCAUGUGGAAACGUCAGCGAAAACGGGACUAAACGUUGAACAAGCAUUCAUUUUAGUCGCUCAGGAGGUUUACAACCGCAUACAGACAGGUGAAUACAAGGUAGAGGACGGCUGGGACGGCAUCAAAACGGGCUUCAACCGACCCAACGGUAUGGACUUUAACUUGCUUGAAGCAGAAACCGUACAGUCUACUUGCUGCUAGACUUGUAUACAGGACGUAGAUGUAAAUAUUGACUCAUACUAGAUUUAUAUUAACAUAAGCAUAACUUUAAAGUGAUUGGCACUCCACUAGAGAAACCGAGGUAUCGAUUUCUCAUAGGGUGUUAAUUAGAUCUGCCCUUUGAAAUAUAAAAGUAAUCUGUCUAAAAAGUACACUUUUUUUCUGUAUUAUCAAAUUGAUAACUGAAACUAACUACUCACAAAUUUAAAUAAAAUAUAAUAGUGCCAAUAGAUGAGUAAUAUCUCUUUUGCGAAGUUUAUUUAAUUGUAAAUAGUGGAACAGCACAAAAAUGGCUUAAUAAAC
Molecule: messenger RNA, 1093 nt
Organism: Melitaea cinxia (Glanville fritillary)
Lineage: Eukaryota; Metazoa; Arthropoda; Insecta; Lepidoptera; Nymphalidae
Gene: Rab39
Product: ras-related protein Rab-39B
Exons: 3
Coding region: 104-772 (222 amino acids)
Biological process (GO): Rab protein signal transduction
Cellular component (GO): Golgi membrane
Molecular function (GO): GTPase activity; GTP binding
Source: RefSeq, a predicted model, not a curated record